AUGGCUCCCGAGACUUCCACGGCGAAUUUAUUGCCUCCGGUGGAGGAGACCCUUGCCCUCUUCGAUGCGUACUUCGAGCAUGUCUAUCCUUUACCCUGGUUUGCUUUCCUCCAUAAGAGGUCUGUCGUGCAGAGGUAUAUGGAUGGUUCCAUUGAAGAGUGCCUGCCUCUGGCGAUAUGUGCUGUCACAACCCAGCGCCUGAAAUUCGAAAAGUACGAUGCUGAGCUCAGCGCGAGUUGGGCUAGCAAGGCCGAGGAGUACCUGAUGCAGACGAUCGAUACUCCCUCAACUUCUCGUCUCCAGGCACUUGUCCUUAUCGUCCGAUACAGAGUCGAGGCUGGGAACUUCUCGAAAGCUUUUAUGCUUGCCGCCCUUGCGGGCAGAUGUGCAGUCGCACUCCGCUUGAACUACGAGCGGCCCGAGCUUCGGUUUCUGGUGCAGGAGGUCCGCAGGCGAAUUAUGUGGUCUUGUUUUCUUCUCGAUUCCAACUUCUCCGUCGGCCUACGAGAAUACGAAAUUUGCCCUCCGGAAAUUCUAUACCUGCAGCUUCCUUGUCCAGAAACCGAGUUCGAAGACGACACUCCUGUGAAGACGCCGCCUCUACGAGCGGUGUCUACGAAGACCGUGGAACGGCUAGGUGUAUACGCUGCCUGCUUGAGGCUGGUCUCUAUUAGAAGAGACAUAAUGAUGUUGACGCGUCGCCUUGCUUCCUUCCGUGUUGAGCCUCGGGACUUGAUGCGUUCAGUGCAACAAUUUGAAAAUGAGCUGGACCAUCUCUAUCAGAGCCUUGCAGAUUUCGACAAGUACUCCUCGACAAUGUUCACUCAUGGUCGAAAGCAGGUUCGACUUCUCAUUGUCCAUCAGUCAUGGCACUUGACCCAUUGCGAUCUUUAUCGCAUCUUCUUAACCGGAUAUCGGGAAGCGGCCCCAGCUUCGGCACUAGACGGCAUAGACAGUCAAGAAGUACUACGCAUUCGAGGGUUGUGCUUGCAGCAUGCCUUAUCAAUAGUUCAGAUCCUUCAGGAAUUCUCGGAGCAGUCUCCGGCGCAAACGGUUGACUUUGACACUGCGAAUCAUGCAUAUCAUGCUACGCGAAUCAUUCUAUUCACGACUCAACCGAACGUAGUUGCGAAACCUUUGAGUGUCGGGGCCGCUCUCGAGAAGGCUCGCUUCUGCCAACGCAUGUUGGAGCGAUACUUUCCCAACUCCCCGGUGGUGGAACCAAUGAAGAAAGAAAUGGAACUUCUCAUCGCAAGAUACUCGACAAGGUUCAACGCGUCAGGUUCUGCACAGUUGCCACAGCCGGAGGAAACGAUUGACGAGGAUCCGCGUCUCGCGGAUGAAGCGAGAAUUCGGCAAAGACUGGGAAUUCACAGCUUGAUUCGCAGAGCGGAUUUCGUUGAUGACAGCAACGAAGUCACAAGCCCUGCACCCACUAUCCAGCCCCGAGCGUCAGCCAUCCGGCAUACUCUCUCCACCCAGCAGGAACGUCGCUCCCAAAGAACUAGUUCGGCUGCGAACCGUGCUCUCCCGAACACCGGAAGCGCGCAAGUCAACCAGCCCAACGGAACCAGUUCUGUCACGUCCAGGCCAUACCCGGUGCCAAACGGCAUUGCCGCGACUGCUAACAAUGAACCAGCAUCAUAUGACGAGGAACCACCAGAUCAGUCAUCGGAUGGCAUGCGUUUUGCUUUCAACCCUUGGAUGGGGUGGCCUGAGACCCUGGAGACCUACGGAUUUCCCCAGGGCGUGGACGACGAUUACUUUUAA
Molecule: messenger RNA, 1770 nt
Organism: Exophiala dermatitidis NIH/UT8656
Lineage: Eukaryota; Fungi; Ascomycota; Eurotiomycetes; Chaetothyriales; Herpotrichiellaceae
Product: 3-dehydroquinate dehydratase I
Exons: 3
Coding region: 1-1770 (589 amino acids)
Biological process (GO): DNA-templated transcription
Cellular component (GO): nucleus
Molecular function (GO): zinc ion binding; DNA binding
Source: RefSeq, a predicted model, not a curated record